UCGUAAACGAUUCAAAAUUACCUUUCGGGAAAAAGAAUUGUCUCCAGGAACGCUACAAACGAAGUUUUUGUCUGGAGCAUGCAAGAUGGGGCCAUGGACGAUAUUGUUUUCUGUGUCAGGAAUUGUGUUUGGAACUGGGUGGCUGAUACAAUGGAAGUUAAAUGAGUUACCAGAACUCAUCACAAAGCCAGAUGCUGAGUAUGACUACAUUAUUGUUGGUGGAGGUUCAGCUGGUUGUGUGUUGGCCAACCGCCUGUCAGAAGUCUCCUCGGUCCGGGUGCUGCUAUUAGAGGCCGGCCCAGAUGACCGGAACAAUGAGGAGGUCACUAUCCCCAUCAAAGCCGCGGACAGUGUUCACAGUAAUAUUGACUGGGACUACUACACUGUCAAGCAGAAGGAUGCCUUGCAAGCAUUUAAUGAACAGAGAGGCUGGUGGCACAGAGGAAGAAUACUUGGUGGUACUUCUAAUGUCAAUGAGAUGUUAUAUGCUCGUGGACUUCCAAAGGAUUAUGACAACUGGGGUGUAAAAGGAUGGUCUUACAAAGAUAUUUUGCCUUACUUCCUGAAGUCAGAGGACAACGAAAAUGCAGAUUUUGUGAAAACAGGUUACCAUAAAAUGGGCGGUCUUCUAAAAGUGGGAAGAUCAAAAACACAUGCACUCACAAAUUUCUUAGUUCGAGCAGGAAAAGAGAUGGGAUAUAACAUAAUCGAUAUCAAUGCUGUGUCAUCUGAAGGUCUGGUGGAGGUGCAGUCUACAUUAAGGAAAGGUGUGCGACAGAGUGCUACCAAAGCCUUCUUGAACCCAUCCAUGUUUCGAGAAAACGUACAUGUGAUGACAGAUUCUCUUGUCACAAAGGUUCUCAUUGAAAACGGCAGAGCUACAGGCGUUGAGUUUGAGCGCAAUGGUACUAAGUCAUCCGUCAAGGCCAGACAGGAAGUCUUGCUCAGUGCAGGUACUGUGGGCUCAGCCCAACUGCUUCUCCUCUCUGGAGUCGGCCCCAAGAAACAACUAGACAGCUUGAAGAUUCCAGUAGUGAAGGACCUGCCCGUGGGUGAAAACCUCCAAGACCGGCUCAUGUUUGAGUACCCAGUGGCUAUAGAGCCCGCCAUUAGCAUCACACAAGCACAGCUGGAGUCCUUCUGGGAACAAAUCAAGUACAAACUCAUUGGCAAAGGAAUGUGGGCAUCGACCAAUGGUGUGGAGGUGGCAACAUUUUCUAGCACUAGAGGCAACCAGCAGCAAGACUGGCCUGACCUCCAGCAUCUGUUCCGAGGCAUUCUUCCAGACCUGAACCAGGCAGCCGCUCUGGGAUACUCAAACAAAACAUUGACGGAGAUGGCUAACAGGUCAAAGUUUGUCUACGGGUUCUCUUGCCUGGGCAACGUGUUGCGUCCACAGAGCCGUGGUAACAUCAGACUGGCCAGUGUGAACCCCAGAGAUAUGCCUCUGAUAGACCCCAAGUACUUGGAGAAAGCAGCGGAUGUGGAGAUCUUACUGGAAGGUAGUUGGAGGUUUUUGUUGACAUUGACGGAGAUGGCUAACAGGUCAAAGUUUGUCUACGGGUUCUCUUGCCUGGGCAACGUGUUGCGUCCACAGAGCCGUGGUAACAUCAGACUGGCCAGUGUGAACCCCAGAGAUAUGCCUCUGAUAGACCCCAAGUACUUGGAGAAAGCAGCGGAUGUGGAGAUCUUACUGGAAGGCGUGAAACUCUGCAAAAAAUUCCUUGAAAUGCCGUCAAUGAAACAGAUCGCAGCUGUCCAUGCUGAAGGUCCUUCCUCAUCGUGCGGGAAAUUCAAGUUCGACAGCGAUGACUACUGGCGAUGCCUCAUCAGGGCCAGGGCCCUGUCUGCCCACUACCCUGUGGGAACCUGUAAGAUGGGGACUGAGCAGGACACCUCUGCUGUGGUAGACCCAGACCUAAGGGUACGAGGUGUGAAGGGUCUACGUGUGGUGGACUCGUCCAUUAUUCCAAUGAUCACCUCUGGAGGCACAGACAUCCCAGCCAUCAUGGUGGCCGAGAGAGCAUCUGAUGUCAUCAAGGCAAACUUGCAGAAGAGGCCACAAGGUCAAGGAAAGAAGUGACUGAUGCCAUACUAGUCCCUAUUUUGAUUAAUUUGAUCAUGUCUGCAGCACAGUGGCCAAUUUCAAAAAUCUUUUUAUUCAGGAGACAAAAUAAGGAUAACUGCCUGUUUCUAUCUUUUUUAAUUGUUCCCUUCCCGGAAUUUCAGAGAUGUUUUUACUCUUUUGGUUGCUUCUGGGUUAGAUAAUAUUUAUGCAUAAAUGUAGAUCCAUGUGUUAUGUGGAGCUCAGACUCUCCCAUUUUGUGCCCAAUGACAUAAUGUUUUUUUUACAUUGCCAAUAUGUCUGUCAUAAUACUAAAAACUGCUUUCAAUGAGUGUUGCAAAUAAGUGAGUGUGGUUUUCUGAGUUGUGUUGUGUUCAAUAUUUUUUUUGUUUCUUGGUGUGUAAAAACUUUCUUGUACUAUUGUUUGUGGUAUAGCAGUUAGGCACUUCACCAUCACAUGCAGAAGAUGUAAGUUUGAUUCCUGUGUGGGGAUGAUUUUAAAUCUAGUAUCUCAGUCUGUCUGCUGAGACAAUGCAUCCCUCUCGGCCAGCUUUGGCCCUGAGAGCAAGAUUUGAAGCAGCCUUUCUUCUAAGUUAUCAAAAAUUGUGUCUUUGGGGGGGUUGAAAACAUUAACAUUUUUUUCAUGAAAUCUUUGUGUGAUUUUGCUGUUUUACACAUUUACUUUUCCCUGCCUCAUCAGCAGCCUGAUAAUGUUCAAAUAUAAAUAUAUAGAACUUUAUAUGUUCAGUCAUAUUGAUAUCUAAGCAAUAUGAUUGGCAUAUUCGUAAUUGUUUCUACUGUAAUUUGACAGUGUUAAACUUACUUUUUUUGUGGAAUGAAGGUUGCUAUAUAGUUCUUUUUUUAGGAACAGUCUGUGGUCUUUUUGCUUUUUACCUCUCUUAUAUUACUUCUUAAAAAUUUACUCUGAAGCUUUGUGUGUUCUUCUGGAUGAACAGUAUAUUAUGAUCUUGCGUUUUUCUGUCUUUGUUUUUGUAGGCGGUUGACCACAGGGUAGGUCCUUUGUCUUACCUGUCAGUUUCUUAUCCUUGUACUUUUCUCCUUAUUGCAUCAUCUAUCAGUAGAUGGUCAUCGUUGAAUUGAUGGGCCCACAGCUCUUGAGCUCAGUUUCAAAUUGUUAAUACCAGAGAAAUAUUCUUUCUCAGAGGAGAUCAUCUAUAGUGUUGUGACAAUGCUUGAUGAUAUGAUUCUAAAACUCAUCAUGAAAGAUCACUGAUACAACGCUCGAAAUCCUUGCCCUUCAGUGUGGACAUUGAGAGCAACAGUGCAUGUAAACAGCAUCUACUGAAGAAAGAAGCCCAUCAUUAUUUUUCCUUCAUGCAGACUUCAGCAUAAGUUAAGGACCACUUGCAAAUUUUGCUAAAAUUCUCCGAAGAUUUCUGUGCUGCACCUUGUGGAUAGUGAACCCAUCAUCACUUUCAGAGCAAAAAA
Messenger RNA from Aplysia californica (California sea hare), 3514 nucleotides. RefSeq names its product glucose dehydrogenase [FAD, quinone]. The transcript is spliced from 13 exons. The record is from RefSeq and is a predicted model, not a curated record. The coding region runs from base 86 to 2083 and encodes 665 amino acids. Lineage: Eukaryota; Metazoa; Mollusca; Gastropoda; Aplysiida; Aplysiidae. Gene Ontology annotation, molecular function: oxidoreductase activity, acting on CH-OH group of donors; flavin adenine dinucleotide binding.